GGUUUGUUUCAGCAACGCGGUGCUGUUUGCCAGUUCUUUUGGAAGACCGCACUGGUGACAUUCCCGAUCUCGUUGGCAGCGCAAACGUCGUCCGUGUGGACAUGCGUCGCUGUGACUGUCGAUAGGUUUCUGGCUGUAAAAUACCCGCUACAUACACGUAUUUGGUGUUCACCUUCACGUGCCAAGUUAGUGCUAUCCAUAAUCGCGACCGUAUCAUUUCUGUACAAAUUACCGUCACUAUUCGAACUAACUCUCGACGAAUGCGGUCGUUUAGCGCCAACCCAACUACGUACAAAUUCACUCUAUAUUGUUCUCUACAAUACGUAUGGUUACUUAUUAUUGUUGAUUAUCAUUCCAUGGACUGUCAUGAUCGUUCUCAACGUUAUCGUUAUACGAGCCGUUCACAGCGCUUAUCACAUAAGACGCUCAUUGUUGCAGGUACAACGAACUGAAAAGUUCGACGACAAAGAGAGACGAUGUACACUGAUGGCGAUUGCGAUGAUUGUCACGUUCAUAAUAUGCAAUCUGAUGGCUGGAAUCAAUCAGAUCAUUGAAGCGUUCUUUGAAGAGUACGUUUCGUAUUUUCGGCUUCGACUCUCCAUUGGCAACUUGCUUGUUUGCGUCAACAGUGCGUCGAAUAUAGUCGUCUACUCGCUAUUUGGACGCAAGUUCCGUCGGAUGUGUUUAACGUUAUUAUGUCCAUGUAUCGCUAAAAAGGGUUAUAAGUGGUUGCAACCAACUGUCAUGCCUGAUUUGAAUGGAUUUUUACAACGGGAUGCAUCCACAAAUGUGGUACAGGUGAGUGAAUGCUUAAGNGUUCUUUUUCUCAUAUGUUUCGAACUUUUUGCACCGUUUCCAUCGCAAGCAUGUUACUUCUAA
Messenger RNA from Anisakis simplex (herring worm), 879 nucleotides. NCBI's taxonomy places the organism in Eukaryota, Metazoa, Nematoda, Chromadorea, Rhabditida, Anisakidae. The record is from the annotation of a GenBank genome assembly.